Molecule: messenger RNA, 2508 nt
Organism: Ochotona princeps (American pika)
Lineage: Eukaryota; Metazoa; Chordata; Mammalia; Lagomorpha; Ochotonidae
Gene: GLYCTK
Product: glycerate kinase
Exons: 5
Coding region: 722-2293 (523 amino acids)
Biological process (GO): protein phosphorylation
Cellular component (GO): cytoplasm
Molecular function (GO): glycerate kinase activity
Source: RefSeq, a predicted model, not a curated record
CCCGACUUGGUGCAUCCCCAUGCUGGGAUUUUUGGUGGAAGCCGACGGUCCUGCAGGCUAGACGACCGAAGUCUAGAAGUUGUGCGCUUGGGCUGUGGGAUAAACGAGUGUCUGGAAUUCUGCAUCGCACUGGGCAGCGGCAGGAAGUCUCCCUGUAGUGUCGAGAGAGAGCCUUGCCCUUAAUUUCCGCCUUAUCAUUUGGCACCCGAGGUCCCCCAGAAAGUGCUGAGGGGCUGGGGACUGGAGCCCAGUUCCCGCGCAGCGUGCACACGCACUGAGGGGGCAGCCCUCAGCUUUUCUGGGAGGUAUUUAGUGAAAGUCAGUGCUUUCUUACAGAUGCUUUAACUGUUUUACUGUCCUUGAACCCGGACCAGCCUCCUGACCUUCACCUCUGCCCAAUGGGGAAAAUGAUGUUGUCCACGGUGGAUGUGCGUGGCCUUGGCCUGCUGCAGUCGCUGGGCACUCACAGCCGUGGGUGGUGUGACUAGGGCUUGUUCCCUCAGAGCCAGGAGGGGGGUGUUCUUGGGCAAGGUUGGGUCUGGCCAGUGAUGUGGGUAAAAGGGCAGUCUGUUUGCAGCCUGAGAAACGUGCUCAGUGUCCAGCCGGUUAGUAUCACCAUGAGAUCUGCAUUCCCAGCUCCCCAGCCCAAUCCCACGAGUCAGUGACCUGAAGCAGGCCGAAGGCUGCAAUGGGUGUGAGGUGGUGCUGAGAGCACUGGGGCAUGGCCACAGGCCUGCAGGUCCUGCCCCGCUUGGUUCGAGCCCCCUGGCGUGCACUCUUCUGGGGGCAACUCGUGGCCCGGCCAGCUAGCGGCAUGGCCUUGGCAGGGCAGGCGCAGCAGGUUUUUGAGAGUGCGGUGGGCGCGGUGCUGCCAGGCCCCAUGUUGCGUCGGGUUCUAUCCUUGGACCCUGACGGCAGACAGCUGAAGGUGAGGGACCGGAGCUUUCAGCUGCACCAGAACCUCUACCUAGUGGGCUUCGGCAAGGCUGUGCUGGGCAUGGCGGCUGCUGCUGAAGAGCUCCUGGGCCAGCAUAUCGUGCAGGGUGUGAUCAGCGUUCCCAAGGGGAUCCGCACUGCCAUGGAGCAAGCCGGCAGACAGGAGAUGUUGCUGAAGCCUCACAGCCGCAUCCAGGUAUUCGAAGGCGCGGAGCACAACCUCCCGGACCGUGACGCCCUGCGGGCUGCCCUGGCCAUCCGGCAGCUGGCCGAGGGGCUCACAGCCGACCAUCUGCUGCUGGUGCUCAUCUCAGGUGGGGGCUCAGCCCUGUUGCCGGCCCCCAUCCCACCUGUCACCCUGGAUGAGAAGCAGAUGCUCACCAAACUGCUGGCAGCCCGUGGAGCAACCAUCCAGGAGCUAAACACCAUCCGGAAGGCCCUGUCACACCUCAAGGGUGGGGGGCUGGCUCGGGCCGCCUACCCUGCUCAGGUGAUAAGCCUGAUCCUGUCAGACGUGGUGGGUGACCCAAUGGAAGUGAUCGCCAGUGGCCCCACAGUGGCCAGCACUCACAGUGUACAAGAUUGCCUGCACAUCCUCAACCACUAUGGCCUCCGGGCUGCCCUGCCACGCUCUGUGAAGACGGUACUUGCCCAGGCCGACUCUGACCCCCAUGGGCCACAUACCUGUGGUCACGUCCUCAAUAUGAUCAUUGGCUCCAACGUGCUUGCGCUGGCAGAGGCGCAGCGGCAGGCAGAGGCCCUAGGCUCCCAGGCCGUGGUGCUGAGUGCGGCCAUACAGGGUGAUGUGAAAAGCAUAGCCCAGUUCUAUGUAUUGCUGGCCCGGGCAGCUGGUGCUCGCCUUGUCCCUUCCACAGCUGGGUGUUCAACGGAGGAGGAUGUGAAACUCCACGAACUGGCGGCCGAACUCCAGCUCUCAGAUCUGUACAUGGAGGAGGCCCUGGAGGCUCUGGCCGGAGCCGGGGGUCCCGUCUGCCUGCUGGCCGGUGGCGAGCCCACAGUGCAGCUACAGGGCUCAGGCAAGGGGGGUCGGAACCAGGAGUUGGCCCUGCGCGUUGGAGCAGAACUGGGAAGAUGGCCUCUGGGGUCCCUGGAUGUGCUAUUUCUGAGUGGUGGCACCGAUGGGCAGGAUGGGCCCACUGAGGCUGCUGGGGCCUGGGUCACAGCGGACCUUGCCAGGGAGGCUGCUGCUGAGGGCCUGGACGUGGCCACCUUCCUAGACCACAAUGACUCCCACAGCUUCUUCUGUCACUUUCGGGGUGGGACGCACCUGCUACACACAGGGAUGACAGGUACCAAUGUCAUGGACAUCCACCUGCUGUUCCUGCGGCCUCACUGAUGGCACAGGUCACAUAUUCGUUAGGAAUCAGGAGGCCUGGAGGGCAGUGGCAGACCAGAGCUGGUCCCCAGGCCUCACUAUACCUCAUAGCCUGUCACCUUGGUGCUAGCUGCUUGGCUGGGACUCACACCAGCCAUCCAGGACCUCUGCUCUGCAUCCAUUACCUAACCUUCCCCCCUUUCCAGCCUGGAAGAUGGGGGCUCCCCCUACCGCUA